Syngnathus typhle (broad-nosed pipefish) is the source of this 623-nucleotide messenger RNA. RefSeq lists its product as uncharacterized. The coding region runs from base 81 to 476 and encodes 131 amino acids. The record is from RefSeq and is a predicted model, not a curated record. The transcript has 2 exons. NCBI's taxonomy places the organism in Eukaryota, Metazoa, Chordata, Actinopteri, Syngnathiformes, Syngnathidae.
UCAGACUGAUACGAGCCCUGGUGGCAUUUAAAAACAUCGAAGCUCUGUCAGAAGUGAGAACCAAGACACCAAGCACAGCCAUGGCCUCAAGUCUCUCCCUUAUUCUUCUGGUGCUAUGCGGUUUGCCCAUGGCUCAGGCCCAGCUCAAGGUGUUUAACUUGCGUGCCACUGGUCUCCCUUCUGACAUUUUGGGAAUCACAGAUGGUUACGUGAAGGUGUUUUGUGGCUCCGCCACUCUUGGCAAAACAGAGGUCCGUAAGGACACUGUUAACCCUUGGUGGGAGGAGGAGUUCUCCUAUUUCAAAGCCCAGGCGCAAGACGUAUUGAGACUUGAGGUUUAUGAUCGUGAUUUGGUCUUUGAUGACCUGCUGGGAGUGUGCCAGAGACAGAUCAGACCUGGAACCCAUGCACAUGACUGCUUCCUGAAGAAAGGUGGCACCCUCCAUUAUGUCUACACCCUCGGCCAAAACAAUUAGUACGCAUUCAAGCUGACAGUGUUCUUUUACCCGUCAUUAUCCUUUCCCCAGAGGACCUCGAAGAAGGGAUACACUAAACUGUGGAUGUUUGACUCAAAAGUUUUUGUUCAACAAGGAAAUAAAGUCUGUUUCAAUAAUCAAACGACA